AUCGACUGCUUGGUACAUAGCAUCAAUGAAAGUACGUGUUAUAGAUCGAUUCCUUGUUUGUUGCUGCUUCGUGAUUGCUUCAAAGAAAACCCGUGAAGAUUUGAUUAUUUACAUAAGACGGAAAUUCCUUUUUGUUUUUUCUGUUGUUGUUCAUCCGUUUGUUUAUAACUCAUACGUUGCACACCUGAUAAACUAAUGAACAACAGAGUGGUCUUUCACCUUUAGCUCCCGGAAAUUGGAGAAGCCUCUUGGCGGCAUAUGCGAGUUUGUACGUAGUUGCGGCGCUGGCGCGUCCGUUUCGGAUCGCGUUUGCCCUCGGGGUAACCCACAAAAUGGAACAUUUUGUUCAGCACGUUCAGAAACGAAUAGGUUGUACACGAACGAAUGCCAUCGGGUUGAUUUUUGGCUUUGGAGUUGUGAUGUGGAUUACGUGCUGCGCCGCAGGGGUGACGCUGGCGAGCACCCUUGCGGGAGUUCCGGUAUGGAAAUACGAUUGAAUAAAAACGCAACACAACAAAGCAUAAGUAAGCAACGCUCGAAUAAAACGAAGAACAAUACAAGCAAGCGGUAAGAAUCGCAGCAAAGACAUUAAUCGUAUGCAAAAUAAUAUCACUUCAAAGGU
This is a messenger RNA of Pseudo-nitzschia multistriata, 622 nucleotides long. The record is from the annotation of a GenBank genome assembly. Lineage: Eukaryota; Bacillariophyta; Bacillariophyceae; Bacillariales; Bacillariaceae.